AUGUCGGAGAUGGAUAAGUCAUGGAUGCACUCGGAUAGAAGAUCGAAGACAUAUGAGUUAGGGGUGGAAGCAUUUUUGAACUUUUCUGUAGAAAAUCUUCUAACUACAACACAUAUCCGUUGUCCAUGUGUUAAAUGUGUUAAUUUGAAAUUGUUUGGGGUUGGAAUUAUAAGGGAUCACUUAUACUUUAAUGGAGUUAACCAAAGCUAUAAGAAUUGGACAUUUCACGGAGAACCUUGGGAAGCAACUACUAAUGCUAGUAGAAAUAUUGAAGAAUAUGAUGACCAUAGUAGGUACAGUUUUGUGUCUGAAGAAAUAGAGAUGGAUGAUAAUGAUUUUGGUGAUUUUGGAUCCGAUCCUUAUGAGUUUGCCAAUGUGAUUGGGGAUGGAGAUCAACCAUUGUACCCUGGUUGUAGAAAGUACACGAAGUUAUCAGCAUUAGUGAAGUUGUAUAAUUUGAAAGCAAAACAUGGGAUGAGUGAUGUCUGUUUUACAGAAUUAUUGAUACUUCAAGGCGAUUUGCUUCCAGAAGGAAAUACAAUACCGGCCUCUAUGUAUGAGACAAAAAGACUUUGUGUGCAUUGGGGCUGA
Prunus armeniaca (apricot) is the source of this 591-nucleotide messenger RNA. NCBI's taxonomy places the organism in Eukaryota, Viridiplantae, Streptophyta, Magnoliopsida, Rosales, Rosaceae. The record is from the annotation of a GenBank genome assembly.